Ochotona curzoniae (black-lipped pika) is the source of this 717-nucleotide messenger RNA. It is a transcript of the gene GDNF, whose product is annotated as glial cell derived neurotrophic factor. Bases 82 to 717 code for a protein of 211 amino acids. Gene Ontology annotation, molecular function: receptor tyrosine kinase binding; growth factor activity; glial cell-derived neurotrophic factor receptor binding. The record is from RefSeq and is a predicted model, not a curated record. The transcript has 3 exons. NCBI's taxonomy places the organism in Eukaryota, Metazoa, Chordata, Mammalia, Lagomorpha, Ochotonidae. Gene Ontology annotation, biological process: negative regulation of neuron apoptotic process; positive regulation of branching involved in ureteric bud morphogenesis; peripheral nervous system development.
CUCGGGGCACCUGGAGUUAAUGUCCAACUGGAGGUCUGCGGAGACCGGAUCCGAGGUGCCGCCGCCGGACGGGACUCUAAGAUGAAGUUAUGGGAUGUCGUGGCUGUCUGCCUGGUGCUGCUCCACACCGCGUCCGCCUUCCCGCUGCCCGCCGGUAAGAGGCCUCCCGAGGUGCCCGCCGAAGACCGCUCCCUUGGCCGCCGCCGCGCGCCCUUCGCGCUGAGCCGUGACUCAAAUAUGCCAGAGAAUUAUCCUGAUCAGUUUGACGAUGUCAUGGAUUUCAUUCAAGCCACCAUUAGGAGACUGAAAAGGUCACCAGAUAAACAAAUGGCAGUGCUUCCUAGAAGAGAGCGGAAUCGGCAGGCUACAGCUGCCAACCCCGAAACUUCCAGAGGAAAAGGUCGGAGAGGCCAGAGGGGCAAAAAUCGGGGUUGUGUCUUAACUGCAAUACACUUAAAUGUCACUGACUUAGGUUUGGGCUAUGAAACCAAGGAGGAACUGAUUUUUAGGUACUGCAGUGGCUCUUGUGAUGCCGCUGAGACAAUGUAUGACAAAAUACUCAAAAACUUAUCCAAAAGUAAAAGGCUGGUGAGCGACAAGGCAGGUCAGGCAUGUUGCAGACCCAUCGCCUUUGAUGAUGACCUGUCAUUCUUGGACGAUAACCUGGUUUACCAUAUUCUAAGAAAGCAUUCCGCUAAAAGGUGUGGAUGUAUCUGA